AUGCAUAGCCCUGUACCCAGUUCCCCGUCUAGUGCACUGCCCAGCGGUCAAGAUCCUGCUCCUCGAGAGAGCGUUUUGGUCUGUGAGCAGACAGUUCAACGGACACAGCUCUCGUCACGCACGAAACAAACUUUUCCAUGCCUACUUGACGGUUGCAAGCAUGUGUGUUCUUCGGCAGGCGAUCUCGUGAGGCACCAGCAAUCUCUCCGCCACCGUCCACCACAGUUCUUCUGUUCGGGUUGCGAGUAUGGGUUCACUCGCCCGGAUGCUCUGAAAAGACACCUCAACAACAAACCGAGGUGUAAGGCAAUACACAAGGCGGUGACCACCGCCAGGUUAGGGGGAAUUGGCGAUGCUGAGAGAAGCUUGCCUACGUCAUAG
Pisolithus orientalis is the source of this 381-nucleotide messenger RNA. RefSeq lists its product as uncharacterized. Bases 1 to 381 code for a protein of 126 amino acids. The transcript has a single exon. NCBI's taxonomy places the organism in Eukaryota, Fungi, Basidiomycota, Agaricomycetes, Boletales, Pisolithaceae. The record is from RefSeq and is a predicted model, not a curated record.